AAUAACUUUAGCUGGCACUAAUGCUGUUGAAUGAAUGAGAGCAACAGUGCAACUACUGGGACUGGGGUGCUGUCACUCAAGACUGCGAUGGUUCAGGGUCAAAGUGCAGCCAUAAUCGUGAAUGAUUCAUCAGUAUCUGAGGAGUACGAGUGACGAUGGGGCAAAACAGCAGUGUUCCAGUUGUUGGCCGCAGAAAAUCUUUUCGGAACAGUUGGCGAUCUCCUUUUCCACCAAGAUGUCGCUCUCGGAAAGGAAAUUUAUCUGCAACUUUCAAUGUUUUGGAUGUAGAUACGAAGAUUGACCAACUUAAUGUAAAUAUUGCUAGUGAAGAAGAGCUUAUGACUCUACCGGGAAUAUCCCGUAUUGAUGCUCACUGUAUUGUGGAAUAUAGACAAAGGCUGGGACGGUUUAAGAAGGUUGAAGAUCUUGCUUUAGUGUCAGGAAUUGGAGCUGACAAGCUUUCUUCCAUAAAGCCUGAGAUCUGUGUUGGUCCCCGUCGCUCUCCUAGCUGUGCUUCUUCUCGGGCUCAAUCUGUUGAUAGUCUACCAAGUGUGGACAAACCUUCACCACGACCGUUGCCUCUAGUUAAUAUAAAUUCAGCAACAAUAUUUGAACUGCAAACUAUCCCUUGUUUCACUCAAGAGAUUGCUGCUAAUGUAAUUGAUUAUAGAGACAAGCAUGGUAACUUUGCUAACUUGGACCAACUAACAAAAGUUAAAGGUAUCAACCACAUAAGACUGGGAGCGGUUAGAUCAAGGCUCACCAUUGACACAGAACAAAGUUCUGCUCCUGUUCGUAAUGGCUUUCCCCCAAUUUUUAAUCUAGUCCAAAGUACACCGAAAGGAUCUCCGAAACUGCCAUCGAGCCAUUCUUCACAGCCCAUUGCAAAUGGCAAAAUUUCUGGCCAUCGUAAAACAAUGUCAGUUCCAAUUAAAUUUGGACCAACAUCAAAUGGAGUAGCUGUUCGUGACAUUUUGGAUAUUUUGUCUGCUUGUUCACCAAGACCAAUUGUUGAAGACCAUUUUGAUGGAAAACGAAAGGGUAGACCAGCCAUGAGAAUCGCAACAUGGAACCUCAGUGGUCUUUCCAUAGAAAAGGUUGAAAAUCCUGGUGUAAAAGAAGUUAUUUGUCGUACCAUCCUAGAAAAUAGGUUUUCUUUGGUUGCCCUCCAGGACAUCCAGAGCACUGAAGCCCUAGAAAAGAUUUGCAAUGAACUAAAUUUCCCCACUCUGCGUCGUGUCAAGGAGUGGAAGGAGAAUUCACAUUCAUGGCUCCAUCAGUGCUGCAAAGGGCUUGGCUUUUUGUGGGAUACAAGUGAUGGUAUUUCUCUGUCGACUGUGAAUAUGGAAAAGCUACCCGGCCUGGAAGACUCACCUGAAGUUCUUCAUGCAGUUUUCAAGAUUGGUGGUCUCCAGGUAUCAAUUACAAAUGUGAAUUUUGAAGAAACUCUCCAGUGUGAUCCAAAAACAGACAUUCUCAGUACAAUCUCCAAAGAGUAUUUAAAAGAUGAAAGUAGUAAUCAGAUAGUUUUGGGUGAUUUUUCAUUCUUUCAGGACAGAAUUGAAGAAUGUGAUGAUGUAAAAGAUUUCCAAGCAGUUUUACCAGCCAAAAUAAGUACUAACAGCAUUCCACUGAAUCACCAUAGUCUUGAUUACUUAUUCACUGACAAUAUAUUCCUUAACAAAACUGUUAAGAGUCAAUAUACUGAUAUGAGUGGUGUAGUCCGACAAGGGUUAACCCACCUAGCUAUACCCCGUAGUUGGUCUUGGGGUGGCCCAGCUAGUGAGCACUGCCCUGUUUGGUGUGAGUUUUAUGUAUCUAAAAAAGUACUGUCCCCUUGUGCUACCCGCAAAGGUUGACAGGCUAGAAGUUAAAGACUAAAAAAUAACAAUUUUCAAUGAAUUAAGUAGUGUUACGACUGCUUCAAAUGCCCAACUUGAGUUUCCUUGUGCAAGUGCAAGAUCAUCAAAGUUUACCUGCAAAAAGGAGAAAGAUGCUUUUAUCUUAUGAUCAUAUUAUUGCUGUGAUUUUUGAGGCAUGAUAGUAACUAAUUUGUGGCCGGCCUGAGACCUUAAAUGUGUUCAUGACUUCAGCUCCUAGCUGUAUGUUUUAAAAUGCAGCUGCGUUGGCUAUCUUCAACUUUCUCUCUGGAACACGAGCUCUAUUUUUACAGCAAUCUACCACUACUUUGACAUUAUGAAAGUGUUGAAGGGAUGUGAUAAAUAUUAUUUUCAUAAAUUUCGUAAAAUUGUAAGUUAGUAACACUUCAUGAGCCUUUCUUAUUGUUCACAAGAAGCAAUUAUGUUUAUUUAAGGUCCAGGUCUUAACAUUGUUUUCGCAAUGUCAAGUGACUAUACGGGACAUCUAAGAAAACCUUCUGUGAUUUCAAAAUCCAAUUUUCUUGAGAUUGAUUUUUGUUUAUUUGUUUUUAAGUGUAAAUACCACUACUUUUAAUAGCAUCUGAUUAUCCUAUUCUGCUUUUCUCUCCAUCUGCUCAAUUUGUUAAUACUAGUCUAGGUAUUAGAAUAAUAAUAAAGUAGUCCUGUAUUUUAUUUAGAUAUUUAUCUCAGAUUUUGUUAGUUUACUUUAACUAAAAAUGAUUUUCUUUAAGCAUAUCAUUAGUUCUAUUCCUGUCUGUUACCUUUUCAAAUGAAAUAAUGUAUUUGCAAACUGAUUCUUUCCACAAGCCAAAAGUUUUCAGUUUAUCAGUGGGAUGUGCGGAGCGGGCUGUUCCAUAACAUGUAAAUAAUGUGUUUAAAGAAAACUUCUCAUGCUCAAUUCUGUGUAUCAACAUGGACGCUAGCUCUAAGGCUUUAAGUUACCAAUGACCUGUGCCUAACUAAGUCAUAGAAAACAUAAGAUAGUAUACCUCUUUAUACCAUUUUGAUUGCUGACACUUGUGAUCUAGAACUGGUAUUCAAUAAUCCUGCCUUUGGAGAAAUUUUCUCCUGGAAUUCCUUGAAUCAGCUCUGGAUUAGUUUUAAGCUUUUAUGAAAUUCACUCUGCGGUAUGAACUUUUCCCUGCAGAUCAAAUUCCAAUAAAUUCUUUACAUGGUACUUAA
Messenger RNA from Frankliniella occidentalis (western flower thrips), 3062 nucleotides. Its product is annotated as endonuclease/exonuclease/phosphatase family domain-containing protein 1. Gene Ontology annotation, cellular component: plasma membrane. The transcript has 12 exons. Bases 156 to 1859 code for a protein of 567 amino acids. The record is from RefSeq and is a predicted model, not a curated record. NCBI's taxonomy places the organism in Eukaryota, Metazoa, Arthropoda, Insecta, Thysanoptera, Thripidae.